GCACAACUGCCAUAACUAAAAUUUCUAAACACUAUCUCCAAAUCUACAAUCGGUUCCCAACAUGAUAAUUCAUAUGCACAAUGAAAUCUAGAAAACCACGUUGCAAGCUCUAGGGUAAGAAAAAGGAAAAGAAAAAAAAUAAAAAAUACAGCCUGCAGCAACUACAUAUUGAGUGAGAGAAUGAGCCAAAGAUUGACAUAAGAGAACAAUGAGGGUGACACAACAACAUUUAGGUCCUUGUUGAAGAUGACAAAACAUGGAUUAUUGCAUGAACCGUGAGCGGUUUUGUUUGGCAUGGAACACGCACGUGAAUCCAUUUCUUUUCUUCCACCUGCCCCCAAACUGUAACCAAAGGAGAAAGAGGUGUAGGGACAGCUCUUCCUGGGUCUCUCUCAUUUAUAUUGACACCAGAAUCAUAGGCAUGGGCCGGGACAUGUUUUCCCAAUCCAUCAAUCAAUAAUUCACUUUCCCUCUUCCACUGCCUCCCCAUGCUCAUCUAUUUAUUUGACCUUCACUUCCUUUUUCUUUCCCAACAACACAUUGCUUUCGUUCAUCCAUAUGAUAAUGAAAUCCUCACGUAUUCUUUUGCUCUGUCUCCUUACAACUGCUUUUUAUCUCCUCCACCAACAUUCUUCCAUUGCUUCAACUUCUUCAUCUUCUUUGAAUUUUCUUCCAGGAAGGAGACACGUGAGAGAAUUGAGCAUGUCAUUCUCCAACCGGAAAAAUGAAUACCAAGAGAUCCAGGAUGUUGAUGACGAAAUGAAGCCAUCUACAAUGCAAGAAGAUUCCAUUGCAGUAGAACACAGGAGCAGCAGCAAGAAUUUAGAAGAGAUUGUUUACCACAUCGAUUAUCAUGGAGUUAUGACUCAUCCAACUCCAACUCCCAAACACCCCAAACCCUAGGAUGCUUUAUAAGCUUUCCCUACAGAAGAGUUUAUUCAUACAUGUCUGGUAUUUCUAAUCGAUAGAUACAACAAUGUAAUAACAUAUAGUAAUAUUUUGGAUGGAAAUACUUUGCUUCAAAUUU
This is a messenger RNA of Vitis vinifera (wine grape), 1027 nucleotides long. RefSeq lists its product as uncharacterized. The record is from RefSeq and is a predicted model, not a curated record. The coding region runs from base 559 to 903 and encodes 114 amino acids. The transcript is spliced from 2 exons. NCBI's taxonomy places the organism in Eukaryota, Viridiplantae, Streptophyta, Magnoliopsida, Vitales, Vitaceae.